AUGUUCUGUUUCCAAACGCCGUUCACACGCGCGUCACGCGUGCUCGUGUCCUCCCUGUCUUCGAACAAGACGAAAACCUCGUCGAUGAGCAUGAUCCUUCCAGUGGAGAAGACGUCGGGCUCCAAGUGUGACAGGCAAGACUCGGAAGUGACGAGCGAAGGUUCCGGCUCUUCUAUCGGUUAUAUUGACCAGGAACCACUGGUUUCUGACACGAGCAGCACCGACAGCACGCUUCCGGAUAUCAAGGCGGAUUACCUCGAUCCUGAGACCUUGUCGCCUGGGCCUGACUCUCUGACGGCGCCGGCAUCCGCCGUCGUCAUCCAAUCGUACAGCAACAGACGACGGUCGAAGAAGUUACUGCUUCGUCUACGUUCCAGCGACUCGUCGUCGAACAACAAAGAGGACAGUUUGGACACGGUUGACGAUUCGAUCGAAGCUGCGUUGGUUGCAUCCUCGAACAAGGAAGAAGAGCACAGGGACGAAGAGAAAGAAUACAAAUCUGGAGAAACUUUGCUGACGAGUUCUUCACCAUCGAAUGUAUUCAGCGAGUCGGAGAAGGAGAACGUGUCCAAUCAAGAAACGGAAACCGAGACGGAAGAAGGAUCCUCGUUACCUUUGAGCCCUGCUGGCCCAUCGACCGCAGGCUUAUCUUCAUCGACAGUACCUUAUUACAAUUUCCUUUGUGUCAAUGGUGGAUCCAUGCGACAGGAGAUGACUAGCACUAGCUCACCACAAUUGUCCUCGGAUAGCAAUCACAGGUCCAGCGGUGAAUCUAACUCUCCAGCCGAUGCUUGUAGUUCGUUCAACGUUGAGAAGAACUCGAGGUUAGACACGUUGAAGCCAGAGAGCUUAGAGAGCACGUUUUGCCUGCCUGCCGCGAGAUCUUGCCCUAAUUUGGAAAGGCAGAGCGCUGGAUGCUCGCCAACCAGCGGGUCGUUUAGUUCUACUCCUAGUCCCGGCCCUGUUGGCCCUAGAUUUAAACCCAUCGAAGAAGGGGACAUUCAGGUGUGCUUUUUGAAUUAUACCAAUCUCGUGAAGAAGAUUCUGUCGAGUAAAUAUCUGAGGAGGUGGGAGACGCAUCAUCUUUAUUUGAACGACACCUGUAUCUCGUCGAAAACGAGGACGGGAUUCUUUCGACAACCAAUACCUUAUAGUAACAUGUCGGACAUACGGAAAUAUGCUGUUACUAGAUGGGAUCCUACUUACAAGAACUGCCUUAGCAUAGUUCUGCCAAACAGUUCUCUUCUUCUCCAAGCGAAUAAUGCUUACACGAGGGACCAAUGGUAUCAUUCGAUACUAUGGAAGAGGAGCAUCUUCAAAUAUCAGCAUCUUGUAUCUCUAAAUACUCGAGAGGAAGUGAUCAUCAAAGAAUUGAAAUCGAUGGUAGAUUUCGCGUUGUGGACGUCGCUUCAGGAUGAAAGAGUGUCCGUAGCACCGUUGGAAGCUGUUGCAAAACACCUUGAAGAUCUAGUCGUCGAAGAAUCAUCCAGGAAACACACGGAAAAAUCAACCGAAGAAAUCUCUCGAUAUCGAAACGAUCGGAAACAUUGGGCGGAAGCUGUUCUAUCCGUGGUGUCGCCUCUUUUAGACAAAGUCGCGCUACCAGUCUGUUUAACGAGGGUUCUUGUCAAGCUGGUUCAACAGCAUCCGCAGUCUUCUUUGGUCACAGCUAUAAUUCCAGCGAUUACGAGGUGUCUCAAGCAUACAGUGGAUUUCGGCAAAUCUCUGGACAUGAGGAAAUUGUUGCAAGUAUUUAUAGCUGCUCUGUAUAUUGCGGAUGGAGAGCAAGCGAUCAGAGAUUAUAUCGCUUCGGUUCAUGGACCUGGAAGUGACUGCCCCCAUCCCAGGGUGCUUGCCAACUUAGUGUCCGUUUGCGUCGCAGCGAUUUUUCACAGAUCAGAAUAUGCCGAUUGGAGGCCCGAGUUUGGUGCUCUGUUGCAACCCGUGCCAUUUCCAGAAGAAGCUUUCGCUGUGAAAGAGGUCCAACAAUCGAUAUUAAUGCGUGUGGUCAGUCGUUUAGCGAAAGACACAAGAUGCGUUGUGCAUCGCGUUCUACUUCCGGUUAGAGAGCCGAGACCUGGAUGGAUCCAUAUUGUCGCACCGUCUAGUCCAGAUUGCCCUGAUCAAGGAGAAUUGUUUGGUGAAAUGUUAACUACUUUAUUGGCAUGUUGCUGUCGAAGAAAGAAAUUCAUCAAUUGGCUGAUGAAACAAGUACGCGACGAUUGUAUAUUACUGGCAGUGAGAGGUUGUGAAGCUGCUCAAGAGGCUCUCUGCUUAAUGUUAGAAUGGCAUUUGUUGUCGAGUAAAGAAGCGAAAUUGCAAAUAGUCAGUGCGUUAGAGUCGACCACUUCAGGCAAGGAACGUUACGCUGCUCUUUGCCAAAGGCAGAGGAAUUUGCAGCAAUUGCUGCGGAAAGGAGGUCCUAGACGAUUGACGUUACCAGCUCGUGCUACAGAUGCGGACGUCGCUCUUAUUCUAAGCGGAAGGGCUCUUGGCAGCCUGGAAUACCUCAGUUUGGCCUUUACCUCGGUGACUUCAGCUUGCGCCGAGCAGCUGAUCAAAUUACCAGCGUUGAGGCAUCUGAACUUGUGGGCCACGCAGUUCGGUGACGCUGGCCUACAAAUGAUCAGCGAGCAUCUACAGAAACUGCAGGUUCUGAAUCUUUGUGAAACCCCCGUUUCUGAUAAAGGAAUUUCUACCUUGGCCUCAUUAACGAAUUUAAGGAAACUGAAUCUAAACAGCACGAAACUGUCCGUUCAGACAUUCGAAUCUCUGAAGAAGUGUUUGCCAGCUUUGCAAGAGUUCGAUGUGAGAUACACGGACGCUUGGUAG
Heterotrigona itama is the source of this 2832-nucleotide messenger RNA. NCBI's taxonomy places the organism in Eukaryota, Metazoa, Arthropoda, Insecta, Hymenoptera, Apidae. The record is from the annotation of a GenBank genome assembly.